CAGAAAAAGUAUUAAGGUUUCUUAAGAUAACAAUUGAUGCACUUUCAAAAGAAGGAGAAUUAAAAUUUAUAAAGUUCUGGAAAUCAUUCGAAUACCUAAGAACAUGGCAAAAAUUACCAAAUCCGAUCUCUCAUAUUGAUAGUUUCAUGAU
This is a messenger RNA of Racocetra persica, 151 nucleotides long. The record is from the annotation of a GenBank genome assembly. Lineage: Eukaryota; Fungi; Glomeromycota; Glomeromycetes; Diversisporales; Gigasporaceae.